Messenger RNA from Phytophthora sojae, 501 nucleotides. RefSeq lists its product as hypothetical. Lineage: Eukaryota; Oomycota; Peronosporomycetes; Peronosporales; Peronosporaceae. The transcript has a single exon. The annotation marks the transcript as partial. The record is from RefSeq and is a predicted model, not a curated record.
CGACAAGGUGAAGGGCUAGAUAAUCCCUACGAGGUCGACCAGUUGACAGCGCUGUUGUGGUGCGAGGAUGCCUGGUCAAAGGUUAGUGCUUCGACCAUACGCCACUGUUGGAAUCAUUCCAGACUCGUAGGUAAAGCUCAUUUUGAAAUAACUAAAUCAGUACAUUGGAAAAGUAUACUCAACUUAACAUCAAUUUAUAUAUUCUGCGUCUUUAUAUAUAUCAGGCGUUCCUUACUCGGGCAGAUUGCUGUACACGCAGCGUGCAUCUUCAACGCCGUGGCCGAGGCUAUCGCGCCAGCAGCUUGCACUUCCCGUCACCGAUGUCGACGGAGCCCCUGGAGUGUCUCCGGCACAACGUCUCCACCAGCAGGAAUCAUGCUGCACCAGCAUCUGGAUAACGUCAGGAGUGCGGCCUACACGGCAGGAAUCGGAAGUGAUGGCGGACUCGGCAAGGCGCAGCGCAGCGCUGCAAGCCCGAGUGAGCAUUGCAGGCUUGCGUGA